Messenger RNA from Rotaria socialis, 2028 nucleotides. Lineage: Eukaryota; Metazoa; Rotifera; Eurotatoria; Philodinida; Philodinidae. The record is from the annotation of a GenBank genome assembly.
AUGCCAUUUUCAUUAAACAGUGAGGGACGCUCUUUAAGCAGUUUAUUUAACUCCAAUGAACCUAACAAUUCAGACAAUUUAAUUAUCGAACAACAAAAUUUACUAUGUGUAUUCAAAUUGGCUGUAAAAGAUCUAUUAAAUUUAAGUUUAAAACAUGAACGUCUUAUGGAAAAGGAAUAUUUUCCAUUGAAACAUUUUUUUAUUGUAUUCGAACAUAUUCUUUUACAUGGUUACACCGGUAAAAAAUCUUUUGCAAUAAGUUCAUCGUCGAACCGUAAAGAUCUUUGGCCAAUCAUUGAUCUUAUUUCACGUAAAUCAACGGAUACACAUUUAUCAGAAAUAUCUACAUCAUCAAAAGAAAUGACUAAUGUUCGUACACCAUUAGGACGUGUGCGUGCAUGGUUACGUCUUGCAUUAAUGCAAAAACAUUUAGCUGAUUAUUUUAAAAUUCUUGUUGAACAAAAAGAAGAACUAAAAGAAUUGUACGAAAAAGACGCGUUAUUAUUAUCCGAUCAAAGUAUCAUUAUACCUGGUUUACUUGUUGGUCUUAAUGUGUUGGAUUUUAAUUUAUGUCUACGAGAAGCAACACUUGAUCAUCCUAUAGAAACACCUAUACAUUACAGUUUAUAUUUGCGUGAACGACGUUUAUCAUCAAUUUCAUCGAGCAAUUCACAUCCACCCGGUGCAAUAAAAGAUCCUAUUGAUGAAUUAGACGAUUUCUCAAUGGCAUCAGCAAUACGUACGAGAAGAACAAGUGUAAAAGAUAAUGAUACAGCUAUUGACACCGAUACCGCUAGUACAGAAUCAUCAGAUGAGACAAAAUCCGAUACUGCAUCUGAUAAACGUCUUUCAUCUAUUCUUGAUCAAAAAAGUUACAUCGAAGAAAUUAAUCGAAGUUUACAGAAAACGCUUGUAAGUUUACAAAAUAAAUUGCAAACACUCGAACAAACAAAUAAAACGUUGGUAGAAAGUGAUGCACAACAAAAAGCGCGUAUCGAACAAUUAGAAGAAGAAUCAACAAAAUUAACAUCAGAAAAAGAACACAUACAAUCAUCUCAUCAACGAAAAAUUGACGCUUUAACGGCCGACAUUGCAGUUGAACGAGAAACUUAUAAUAAAUCUCGAACAGGAUUCGAUUCAAUGUACCAUGAACUGCAAAAGAAAUACGAAGACGAAUGUACAUCGAAACAAAAAAUUGAAAGUGUUUAUCAAGCUCAAUUAUCACAAAGCAACGAAUUUAUUGAAUCAACGAAAGAAUUAGAAAAAGACAUUGAAGUAAAAAAAGUAUUGUAUGAUCGUAUGAAGGAAGAAAAUGAAAGUCUUACUGAAAAAUUACAAAUUGAAACAACUCGAAAUAAUGAACAAGAACAUCAAAUACAAUUAAAAGACAAAGAAAAUCAAAUGCUCCGACAAACUAUCAACGAAUUAGAAACAAAUAUCGAACAAACCAAUCAACAAAUUCACGGUCUUGUUAGUACCAAUGAAUCAUUAAAUCGAGCAUUGGCUAAAUCAGAUAAUGACAAAACAUCAUUAGAAACUGAUUUAAAUGUUGAAAAAGAGUUCCAGCAGCGUCUUCAAAAGGCACUACAAAAUGAAAAAGACAAAGUGUUAACACUUCAAAUCGAUAUUCAUGAAUUAAAUUCAAUGAAACAAGAAUAUGAUGCAUAUAAAAAAGAAAUGACUAAAAAACAAAAUGAUUUUGAAAAGAAAUUUAACGACCAAGACGAAACUAUCGAAGAAUUAGCCUUAAAAUUAGAAGUAUAUAUUAAACGUGAACAUGAAUCUCGUGAAAAAGAUGGUAUACGAGCAUCAGGUUGGAUGAAAGAUGAAGAUGUUAAAGAGUGUUGUCAAUGUAAAAAAGAGUUCGGUGCACUUCGACGAAAACAUCAUUGUCGACAAUGUGGUCUAAUAUUUUGUGAAGCUUGUGUUAGUACAAAAUUAACAUUGUCGGGUACCAAUAAGCCCGUACGUGUUUGCGAUGCAUGUUGUAAAAAUGUACUUGCGCAAUGUGCAGUUAAUGGACCAUGA